Aspergillus steynii IBT 23096 is the source of this 1368-nucleotide messenger RNA. RefSeq lists its product as uncharacterized. The transcript is spliced from 4 exons. The record is from RefSeq and is a predicted model, not a curated record. Lineage: Eukaryota; Fungi; Ascomycota; Eurotiomycetes; Eurotiales; Aspergillaceae. Bases 1 to 1368 code for a protein of 455 amino acids.
AUGACUGGGAUCAAUCCCCUACGGCUGUUCAGGAAAUGGAUCUCGAGCUCUAUCGGUUUUUCUCACGGAGAUGAAGCAUUUGACCCUACGGUCCAUCUGAAUUACUCGGCCCCACGGAAGAAGUACACCAUGCAAGAGCUGUCUUUGAAACAAGCUCCCACUACCUCUUCCAUUGCAGGCUCAACACCGUUCCCGCUGCUGUCACACGAGGGCGUGAGGGCCUACAGAAGGGCUCUGUUCCGGUCGGAUGUUCUCGAUCAAUGUGCUAGUUCCCCGUUUCCAGCCACGUUAGUCCUGCGCGAUGCUGGGAAACACUCCAGAUUCAUUCGAGAUUUUUGGGAACAUCCUGAGACUAUGAGGAUCGUCUCCGAAGUAGCGGGUGUUCCUUUGGAAGUGGUCAUGCCGGCGGAGAUAGGGCAUACGAAUAUCCAAGUCGAGGGAGACACCGUUGCGGAAAUGGCGAGUAAACUCCAGGUUGAGCCAGCUGUGGAGAAGGUGGACGUGAGUCCGGAAGAACGAGAAUAUGAUCCACUGAGCGAUGAUGCCGCCGUCAUCCCAUGGCACUAUGAUUCUUAUCCGUAUGUUUGUGUGUUGAUGCUGAGUGAGACCGAAGGGAUGAUUGGAGGAGAAACGUAUAUCAAGAGAGGCGACAGGACGGCUCAAAAGGUAGAAGGGCCGCAGAUUGGCCACGCAGUGAUGCUCCAAGGUGGCGAGGUGCAGCACCUAGCGGCUCGAGCCCGAGGAGUCAAGGAACGCAUUACCACCAUCACCUCGUACCGAUCCAGCAUGCCAGCCUGCUAUGACUCCAGCUACAUGACCAACAUCCGGCCAUAUGCAGAUCUGGAUUGUAUCUACUCAGAAUGGACCCAGUACCGUUUGAGAAAGUUGAGAGAUGAAAUUACCCAGUUUCUCAACAAGAUAGAAACAGACCCGACAUUGUCUCUAAACCAGGCGGGAAUUGAUGAGCUCAUAACGGCGCAGAUCCGAUAUAUCCAGCGGACCUCAAGACAGAUGGUUCCUGUUGAAUACCAAAGACAAUUGCUGAGCAAGUACGGCAAGGCGACGUACUACAACGCUCCGAGGAUAUGGGAGAUUGUCCAAUCGCUGCCGGAAUUUGAACACUUUGCGUCAUGUGCCGACGAUGAUCGAUGCUGGAUGCCGAGGAGUGUCUACUGGAGUGAUAUGCAGAGCUCAGCCGAGGGUAUCCGAUUGGGGGAAAGCCUUGAGAGUGCACUGGGGAACUUCGUUUGGGACAAAAAGCGAAGGUAUUUCAUGGGAGACGAACUGCUGCGGCAGGGAUUGAAUGAAGUGUUUCUGGACUGGUUGGAUAGUUCAGGCCUGUGGGACAUUUAUUGCAAAGCUAUAUGA